Mugil cephalus (flathead mullet) is the source of this 4121-nucleotide messenger RNA. RefSeq names its product titin-like. Gene Ontology annotation, biological process: cell surface receptor signaling pathway. Lineage: Eukaryota; Metazoa; Chordata; Actinopteri; Mugiliformes; Mugilidae. Gene Ontology annotation, molecular function: transmembrane signaling receptor activity. The record is from RefSeq and is a predicted model, not a curated record. Bases 225 to 3479 code for a protein of 1084 amino acids. The transcript has 19 exons.
CAAACUAAAUGAGAGCAGCAACAUCUGAGUGUGGUUUACCAGCACAUUUCCUGUUGCUUCAACACACACACACGAAAAGCAGACGUCAGAAAGACAGGAAAGCUGCAGCCUUGAGGUGAGUUUAGAAAUCAACUUGUCACUCACACCCAUCGACGCUUCACAGCGAAGCACAUAUAUGACUCAACUCGGCAGCACAGCCUCUACAUGUGCAACUCAAUUGGAAGAUGUGGCUUUUUGAGGUCUCCUGUGUCCUAUAUUUGGCGGCUGUUUGUGCAGCACAAACUGUCUCUUCACCCACUCAAACACAGGCAGUGACGACAACCCCGAUUGUUCCCCCCAAACCGGAGCUAAAAACGCAAUGGCUUGAUGUCUUCGCCUAUGAAAAAGUGACGUUCAGAUGUACUAUCAGUGAAAGCCUGGAUCGGACUUUCGUCUGGAAGAGAGAUGGAACAGAAAUAACUACAGGUUCAGAUCCAAGUUUGUCUUUGACUGAAGAUGGAUCUGUGCUUACGAUCACUGCGACUCCGCUACAUGCAGGAAGUUAUUCCUGCAGUGUUAGAUCAAAAAACGUUGAAGGACCAAGUAGUGAAUCACUGACACUCAAUGUUAAUCCGAACAAGCCCAAGCCCACUAUUCGCAGAUCUUCAAACUACGACGAGAUGUUCCCCGGAGAAUCUAUCAGUUUCACAUGCAGCAUCGAGGUGUCCACUGGAUGGGAGUACCUGUGGUACCAUAAUGGACAGAAAAUGGAUACAAAUGGAAACACAUAUCCGAUAUCUACUAUAAAUGAUUCUAACAAAGGACAGUACCACUGCAAAGCUAGUAGAGGAUCAUUCUAUACGGACAACAGUGACAGUACAUCUCUGAAAGUCUCUAACCCACCCUCACCAGUUCUGAAGCACCAGAACCCCUGGCUAGAUGUGUUUGAAGGGGAGACGCUGGAGUUCCGCUGUGAAGUUGAAGGCACUGGCUGGACCUACAUCUGGUUCCGCGAUAAACACCAGCUUCAAAAUGGCCCGAACAUAGAUGAAGAUAAAGGGAUCCUCAACAUUGGUUCAGUCUCUCAAACGGAUGCAGGAAACUACAUGUGCAAAGCUCAAAUUAUAUCCCGGGGAGUCAUCACUGAAUUCAGCAACUCAGCCAGUGUCAUAGUAUAUAAAACCAUACCGACUCCAACACUGAGCAAGGUUCCAGCCUUUGACAAGAUGUAUUUCGGUGAAAUGGCGACAUUCACUUGCAAAGUGGAUGUGGCAACUGGCUGGACAUAUUGGUGGUACUUAGACGGAACGCAAUAUCGUGAUGACAAGGAAGGCAAAGAAGAAAUAUUGAGUCUUGGGCCUUCAGAUGCAGGCGAUUACACUUGCAAGGCCACCAGAGGCAAAAUAUCAACAGUAUUCAGCGACAAAAUAACACAAGUCGUUGUCGAACCCCCUGUCCCAGCUCUGAAAAAUGUGACCCAGUGGUUGGAUGUGUUCCCCACUGAAAAUGUGACGUUCAGCUGUGUGAUGCCAGAGAACAGCCCCUGGACGUACUUAUGGUUUAAAGACAUGGUGCAGAUCCAGGCUGGUCAAGACUGGUCUUUUAACCCGAACGGAGCUCUUACCAUCGCCUCUGCCUCAGCUAAACAUGGGGGAAAGUAUACAUGUAGAAGACAACUGCAAGACAGGGCUGUCAUCAGCAAUGCUAGUUCUCCACUUACUCUCAGAGUAUAUGAUCAGAAACCCACUGUCAGUCUGACGAGGGCUCCCGCCUUAGAUGUGAUGUUUCCUGGAGAGCAAGUCACCUUCAGCUGCAACAUUGGCUCGUCAUCUGGGUGGGAAUACCUGUGGUACAAAAACAGCAUUCCGGUCAAAGCAUCAGAAAGAAGCUAUUCAAUUAACCUUUCUGGAGCAGCAGACAGUGGACCCUACACAUGCCAGGCAAAAAGAGGCAGUAAUGCUGUCUUCACCACUGAUUCGAGUCAAGUUAGCCAGCUUCAAGUUAAAGAAAUUCCCGUCCCAGAUUUGGACAGAGAUAGCCAGUGGCCGGAUGUGUUCCUAACUGAGAGUGUGAAACUGAAAUGUGGGAUGAAGACUCACUCUGAAUUGUGGACAUAUACAUGGUACAAAGAUUCACAGGUCAUUGAGGCUUCUAACCAUGUGUCUUUUGACGAGGACAGAACUACGCUGUCCAUCAGUUCUGCUUCACCCGAGCACAGUGGAAGCUACAGAUGCUCAGGAAAGCUGAAGAGGGGACUUGUCAACAGCACGUCUAGUUCAGAACUACGACUUAAACCUCGUGAAAUUCCCGUCCCAGUUUUGGACAGAGUGACCCCGUGGCCGGAUGUGUUCCCAAAUGAGACUGUGAAACUGAGAUGUGGGAUGAAGACUGACUCUAAAUUGUGGACAUAUACAUGGUACAAAGAUUCAGACGUCAUUAAGGCUUCUAACCAUGUGUCUUUUGACGAGGACAGAACUACGCUGUCCAUCAGUUUUGCUUCGUCCAAGCACAAUGGAAGCUACAGAUGCUCAGGAAAUCUGAAAUACAGAUAUGUCAGCAGCACGUCUAGUUCAGAACUACCACUUGAAGUUUAUGAUGAAAAACCCAAGGUCACUCUGAUACGGGAGCCUGAUUACGAUCAGAUGCACACUGGAGAUUCCGUCUCCUUCACCUGUCACGUUAAUGUCUCCUCUGGAUGGGAGUACGAGUGGCAUAAAGGUGAAAGUCUGUUUCCCACAUCUGGAAACCAACACAAGAUCGAAUCUGUUCAGAAAAAAGACAGUGGAUCCUAUACCUGCAGAGUUAAAAGGGGGUUGAAAUCCAUCUUCUACUCUCGGAGUCAGCCUUCAGUCAUUAAUGUUGAAGAGCGCCCGCAGGCUAGUUUAGUCCUGUUGACUGGCUGGUCAGAAGUCUUCUCCACGGACAGCUUGGUGCUGAAGUGUGAGGUAAUGGAAAGCCAAGACAACUGGAACUACACAUGGUACAAAGAAGAAACAAAAAUUGCUGACUCGCACUCCGAGAAACACACAGUUACACCCCAGAAUGACCCAGAUCAGAGUCACUACGUCUGCGAAGGCAACCGCGUUGGGAGACCUUCAUAUUCAAAAAAAAGUGAUUCUUUCAAGACCAAGAACCUCUUGUUGAAGAGGAGGGUGCUCCUUUCCAUCUCUGGCUGUCUCUUCUUCGGCAUCAUCGGCGUCUUUCUCGGAUGCAUCAUCCUCCGAGUCUUCCGCAAACCAGCCUCGAAUGAUGAUAAGAAUGAGGAGGACAACCUGUUUCUGACUAUGGCUCAGCAAAAGGGCUGUGAUGCACCGUGUCCCCUGGCUGUGUACAUCACUGAUGCGUCACUGAACGCACCAGCUAAAGAGGGAGACGAGAAUGGCACAAUUUGCAGUGAAACAACGCCGUUACCAAUAACCACGCAGGAAGACCAAGCUGUUACACCUGACAGCCAGGAGACGACGGAAACCAACGGCGGUCUGCUUUCCUUUCAGAAGUGAGUCAUCGCUGUUCACAAGUCAACGGCCCUGUGAGGCUUUAAUAAUAAUUACACAUCAGGGAAUUACAUAUUUGGUCUGGGACUCAGUUGUACAUGGUCCAGCUUUUGGCCUCAGCUGUGCUUUGACCUGAAUGCUAACCAGGGCCUUUAAGUAUUAGGAGUCAUGACUUGUAUGUGGACAGGUGAAAACUUUGAAACUUUGGAAAUUUUGGAAACUUUCCUGCAGCACAAGAUACAAUGUAAUUAAUUAGAGAACUUAUGAAACUGCCUUUGAUAUAUCACAGUGUUCUUGACCAGCAGACUUGUUCUGCACACAACAUGACUUGACAGCACAAAACUGAUCAGGAAUUGUACAUAUUUUAAUUUGGUGUUGAAGACACUUGAGUAGGAGGUGUUAUUUAUGUGUUAAGUGUCAAUUGUAAUCGCUGCUUUCAGUUACUGUGCGCAUUGUACAUAUGAGAUAACGUGUUAGAUUUGUUAGUGUUUCAAUACUCUGCACAAACACCAGAUGUCAGUAGACAGUCUUCUCCAAACUUUUGUCUUGUCCCUGUAAAACAGCCAUUUGCAUACUGUGUUUAUCUAGGGUUUCAUUUGCGUCUUCUGUAUUCCUAUGAAAUUAUCAAAAUAAAAAGUAUAAAAUGAA